Aspergillus campestris IBT 28561 is the source of this 807-nucleotide messenger RNA. RefSeq lists its product as uncharacterized. The record is from RefSeq and is a predicted model, not a curated record. The transcript has a single exon. Bases 223 to 732 code for a protein of 169 amino acids. Lineage: Eukaryota; Fungi; Ascomycota; Eurotiomycetes; Eurotiales; Aspergillaceae.
CUUCGCUUGUUUCGGAGACUUUAUGCAGUCCUUCCGACUAUCAUCUCCGAUAUAAAUCGUAUGAUCUGACCCUCUUCAAGGCGCACACUCCAUUCUCGAUCUUUUUGCGUCUGCUCAAAAUUCAUAUAACACCAGGACGUCCUUGCUGCUGUAUUCUAACAAUCCCAACCAACCAUCUCCAUUCCAACGUCUGCCGCUGCCAGACCACCAGCCCUUCCCCAAAUGGCUUCACGUGUAAUUUUCGAUCCCCUCAUCGCCCUCCGCCUGGCUCCCCUCGUGAGCUCAACCUGCAGCCUCUGGUUCGCCUGGGACCAAAACAUUUUUUUCGGAAACUUCAUCCACCCCGCCAACCGGACCGCCAGCGAUCGCAUCCUUCCCACCUACUUCCAAACCUUCUUCCGCAGCGGCGUGAUCUGGGUCCUGACCCUCCUCGGCCUCUCGCUAUCGACAGCCGGCAUCAACAUCGUCAUGGACCCAGCCUCGCUCGCCCAAAGCCAGUCCCUCCGUUGGUACGCCGCCGGCGCCGCUUUCACGGCCGGCCAUGCCUUGUACGCGCCCAUUGUCGCUCCCAUCGUGCGUGCCAUCUCCGAGGACCGCUCCAAGGGUCAUUCCACACGCGACCUGGAACGCUGGCUGUGGUGGAACACUCUUCGGAUGGGGACGGUGGAUCUGGCGGCUUGGGUGUGUUUUGGGGUUGGGGCUAUGCGUGGCAUGAAUCAAGGCUCGAUCUAGUGGACAAUAGCAGCUUAAAAUACACAAUCUAUAAUCAGCGAAGACCCGCAUAAAAAGAAAGAGAAUUUUUUUUUU